AUGGCCAGGUUGCGCGCCGAUAGUGUCUCCCUCCGAGCUGCCUUGCCAGUGGUCUCCCGGGAGCUGCAGACGGCAGAGGGCGAGGAGACCUGGGAGCUCUGGAAUGAGCGCUUCAGCCAUUUGGACCAAGAUGACGAUGGUUCCUCUGCUGAGGUUCAUGGAGCCCGGUUGCCUCCGAGGGACGCGGAGGGCUGGUUAGAUGGAUAUGCACUGAACCGAAGACGAUUCCUGGGCAAAGACGCAGACGAAGACGCAUCGCCCGCAGACGAAUGCCCCAGCGCAGGCGAAUUCCCUCGCGAAGAUGCAGACGAAGACGCGUUCCAAUUCGAAACGUUCGUGGGUGCCGUUGAUGCCAGCAUGCUCAACCACAUGAAGCAUGCUGAGAAAGAAGAGAACCCCAUCAAUGAUGGCAACCCACAGAUCCGAGCCCAAUCCGAGAGGUUGUACUCCCUGCUCACUGGCCUGAUGAAACAAAGGCCACUCAGGUUGGUUCGAGGAGUGAGCAACCAGAACGGCCUUGAAGCUUGGAGGAUCCUGACUAAGGAUCUGCAGCCCAGGACUCGUCAGCGAAGCCUAGCACUGGUUCAAGCCCUCAAUAAGGUCCAGUUUGAUGCCACCAAGUCCGUGACCGAACAGCUUCCCCAGUAUGACCUCCUGGUUCGUGAGUACGAGAGAAGUUCACAGACCACCUAUCCAGAUGAUUUGAAGAUUGCUUCAGUGGUGGCAGCCCUUCCUCCCAACCUCAGAGUCCACAUCCAAAUGGCUUUGCAGGAUGACACGACCUUCGAAGACCUGAGACAGAGGAUCGAGCUCUAUGAACAGGUCAGCCAGCGAUGGAUGUCUGAAGGAGGCUUGCAGCUUUCUGUACGACCUAUGGCCGAGGUUGAGGACAAGGGUGGACCAAUGGAGGCGGGUCAGACUGGUCACGCCGACGGGAUUGGCCACUAUGGAGAUUUUGAUCUCACUGAGGGUGACUCCAAUGAGGAGCAGGAGGCAUCCGAGGCAGAAGAUGAGACCUCGGAGCUGACCAUCUUUGCAGUGACAGAGGUUGCCGAGACCUAUGAGGCAAUGGAUGACGAGGAGACCUUCUAUGACUGUGAGGAGGAGUUGAAGGAUGAGUUGAAGCCUCCAUCGAUGGAAGAAACAGAAGCCCAAACCUCAGGACACAGAGAUGAUGGAGAGGCCAAGGCCAUGGUUGAACCUAUGAAGAUUUGCAUGAUCAAGAACGUUGUGGCCUUGGAAGUUCCCUCCGUCAUCAUGACGAUUGACUCCGGGGCAGAUGUGUCAGUGGCUCCUGAACGGUUCUACAACCUUGGAGUUCCAGGUGCAGGUAAGCCCAUUGAGAUGAUCGAUGCACAAGGAGCCAAGAUCUGCAGCAAAGGCAACCGCCGUCUACGACUUCAAGCCCAAACUCGUGAUGGUGAAGUGGUUGAAUUCAUUGAACAAUUUGCAUUGGGAGUUGGUGUGACCCAUCCACUUUUGAGCUUUGGACGCCUUCUGAAGCAGGGAUGGGGACUUUCCAAAGAUGAUCAUGAUCUUUUUCUUGAACACCCAGAGAAGACCGUGAAGAUUCCUGCAAGGCUGGAACGAAAUUCGCUUGUUAUGGAUGUGAAGAUUUGUGCAGUUCGAGCUGAAGGAGAUGAACCAGAGGAACUGCAAGUCAAUGCAGUGAGUGGAGGACGAGAAGAAGCAGUUGAGAGUGGUGGUGAUACAAGGCCACCAGAGCAUCUAGCCACGGCAGCAACAACUGAAAGUGCCACAGCAGCUUGCGAGAAGGGUGACAAGGAAGAUGAUGAUGUGACAAUGGAGCUGAUGCCUCAAGUGUCGAAUGAAGGUGAUCCUGGUCAAGAUGAAAGUCGGUCACCAGGUUACACCACAGAGGAGUCCGGCGACAUCAUGGUGAAGGGCAGCAGCAGUGAAGACGGUAAGGUGAAAGAGAAGUUGGCCCGUUGGGAGCGCUGGAACUUCAAGUUCAAGGAAGUGAAGAAAGAACCAGUUGAGCUGUCAAGCCCUGAAGAGCAAGUUCGGCCAGUCCGUGGAGCACCUCGACAGCUGCACGGAUACAUCUCACGUGAACUGGGCUUGUUAGAGCGUCUUCCAGGCUGGCAUGCACUACCCAAUGGGAUCGUUGUUCACUCAAAGCCCAUGGCAUCACACUUCCAUGACCCGAGCUCAAGCUUUGGAGAUGAGUGGUGUGGUCGACUGACGUUGGCAAAGAUGACUGAUGGAAGUGAUCAAUGGGAGCAGCUAGAGAACCUAGCCAACUACAAAGACACUCCACUGCCUUUCCGGCCAUUGCCACAUGGGCCACGGACAACACUGACGUUUGUGGCUCCAGGUCUGAUCAAAGACUACUUCGUCGUCACCUCGGAGGUUCCCGUCAGCCAAUAUCCAUUGCUGAAUGGAGAGCCAGCAUCAUGGCCAGAAGAUGAGCAAGAAGACCAAGAAGGCGGCGAAAUUCCAUGGCUGGCAGCUGGAGGAGGAGAAAGGCCAGAGAUUGCAGAAGAUGUGCAUUUUGUUGAUCCUGAUGAGCUUGAGGUCAGCAUCGAUGAACUGACGUUCAACAAGGACAACAAGCUGAAAGAUCUCCAGGACAUGUGUCGAAAGCUUGGGUUACCCACUUCAGGGUCAAAGGUGAAGGUGCUGAGAAGAUUGCAGCAGUACAAGCACCAUGAGGAGGAGAAGAUUGCCUACGAGAUUGCACAGCGGCUCUACAGUGAGCAGAGAAGAGAAGCAAUCCCUGUGAAGACACCCAAGCUGCCGACCAAGCAUGAACAAGAACUUCAUCAACUUACGCAUUUGCCUUUUCAGGCCUGGUGUCAGCAGUGUGUAGCAACAAGAGCAAAAGAGGAUGUGAGGACUGAUGCUGACACUGCAGAUCGCAAGGAUCGUGGCCGCAACGUGAUCAGCUUUGACUACGGCUAUACAUACACCUCUGGAGCGGCUGAAGAAAAGCAAUGGGGAACUGCACUCUACGUAGCUGAAUCCGAAUCCAAAGCAGUGUUGUGCAUCCCCGUCCAGGCCAAAGGCAGUCUGAAAUACAACGGAAAGGUUGCACUAUGGGGUGAGACUGUCUUGUUCAAGGAUGUCACUGCCUUCCGCAACAAAGGAGAUCCUGUCUACAAGAAAGGGCUAUGGAUGGGCAAGAGUGCAUGGAGUGAUAGCCACAUCUGUUUGACCCGGUCAGGUGCAGUUGAAGCUCGGUCAAUCAGGCGUCUUCCUGACCAAUUCGAUGGACAGAUGUUGGUGAACAGCAAAGGCCUGCCUUGGCAAUACUCCAUCCAGGGCAUCCUGAUGAAAUCCCGUUUUGCAGCCCGACAACGUCAAGCUGAAGCAGUUGAGGAUGCCGAAGGAAAUGAGAUGAUCGAGCAAGAGGCCAAGACUGUUGGUGAAGAUGUUGCGUUGGGCAUGUAUGGCCAUGGUCCAGUGCUUGGUCAAGCAACACCAGGUUUUCCACUGGAAGGGUAUCCCAGAACACCAGGGAUCACCCCUAGACCAGCUACACCGGCACCAAGAACACCAGCAAGACCUGCAGUAGCACCAGCAACACCAGGGACUACAACUCAGACCUGGCGGGAGAAGGCAAAGGCAAGACCGUUUCCUACGACAGCAGAGGACGAAAGUCCGUCAAGGAAGAUCAGUAGACUCCCCAUUCCUGAGUCUAUGAAAGGUGAACCUGCGAGGAACUUCAUGCAGGACACUGAGGAGGUGAGCCCAAAGCGACAGAAGACAGCUGAAGCAGCCAAGCCAGCAACCUCAGCGGAGACAGAACGGCAUGCACCCGGAAGCAGCUCGGUGACGACUUUGCCACAAGGGUCAUUGAAGAGAGAACUGUUUUCAUUGCCUUGGGACGCUGAAGAUGAUGAGAAGCUGAGAAUGAGCCCCAAGAAGAAGGUGCGAGCCAUUCAAGAAGAAUUCCCUGGAGGUGAUGACAUGCUGGCAGAAGAGAUUUUGCAGUCAGCCCUAAAUGAUGUGAGUGAAGAUGAAGAAGGAGAAGGGCAUGCAAAAGAACGACCUCCAGAUGUGUCAGAGGAGGAACUGGCAGCUUUGGAUGAUGAGGCAUGUCGCCAUGAAGAACGCCGCCUGGAGCAGAUGGGAGAGAAGACGAACGCCAAGGAGUUGAGAGUCACAGGAGUGCCCACGGCCAUCAACGUGAGUGACAUUGGCGCCAAGAUCUUGGGCAAAGCACGCAUGAAGGGUUUGAAAUUCCUCAUCAAGAUGGUAGAUGGGGACAAUGAGAAAAUUGGCCAGCAAGAGUUUGAAGAGAUCCACGCCAAAGAAGAGUUGAAGAAGAACACGAGCAAGUUAGCAAAAGCAGUUGGUGGAAAUGCAAGGAUAGCAUUGGUCCUGGCUUUGACAAUGCUGCAAGGUGGCAAAGCAUCAGAAGUGCGUGAGACAAAGGAGAUCCAGGAAGAAGAAGCAUGGUGGAUUCGGCCAUUGAUUACACUGGUAUGCCUAGCAAUGGUUGGAGCCUUGAGCUUGACAAGAUGGCUAUGGGAGAAAGGAAGACAGUGGUUCAAUGGAAGACGAGUCCACAAUGGCAGAAAUGUGGAAGGAGAAGAGCCAGAAGAAGAACAGCAGCCGCAGCAAGUGGAAUACGAGACUGACAUCGAGAAGGUGAACAUGCAAUGGCAGAUCGUGCAGCUAGAAGUGGCGCUGGCAGAAAAAGAUGAAUAUUUGAAAGAGAUGACAGAAGAGAAGGAUAGAAUGAUGCACGAGUACCUGAGGUUCGCAGACAUGAAUGUCAACCUCAGGGGUCAGCUGGAAGAUCUUCGAGAAGAGAAUCUUGGACUGACCAACCGACUUCUUCGCAGAGGAGGAAGCCAUGAUGAGAAAGAACAAGAAAUCCAGAGACUGGAUGAAGAAAUCAAGCAGCUGAAAGAAGUGAAUGUGCUGCUGAAGGCACGCAUUGACGAGAUGAACCAAACAUCCAAUUCGAGGCUGAAAGAGAGCCUUGAUGGUGUAAAGUUUGAAAUGGAGCGAAAGCAUUGGACGAUGACUCAUAGUGGUGAAUGCUACCACGAAGAGACAUGUUCACGCGUGGCCAAUCGAGCCACAAAAGCAAUACGCGACUUGUUGCUCGGCAUUUUGGACCACAAGAGCGGGCCCAGGAUCUCCAAGGAGUUCUUCCUGGACACGUUACUGAAGACGCAACGCGUGAGGAUGCCCACCUGA
This is a messenger RNA of Durusdinium trenchii, 5175 nucleotides long. The record is from the annotation of a GenBank genome assembly. NCBI's taxonomy places the organism in Eukaryota, Dinophyceae, Suessiales, Symbiodiniaceae.